CAGAAUUGGUUUACACUACUUCCGGUUACCUGUUACAGGUAUUUCUAUUUACAGUUUUAAAAGAGAAUACCUUAUGACCAACAAUACAAAUGGCAAACCUUUAUGUGUUAAUUGUCUUUUUAGGACUACCAGCAUUCAGUAUAGCAUUAGAGUGUUAUGUAUGUGAGGCACAGAACAGCAACAAGGAUAAAUGUGUAAAAACAACAAUCCAGUGUAGGCAGGAGGAAGAUACGUGUAGAACACAGAUUAAAUGGCAGCAGCCUUUGUUUUGGCAGCCAAGGAGUGAAAGAUAUCAUUACAUAUCUAAAACCUGUGAUACAUCAACCCACUGUCAGCAGGAGAGCGUUGGUCUAGGCGUCAGAUGUAUGAAGGAUUGGUAUAGAGAUUGGACAUGUGUAGAAUGUUGUCAAGGGGAUCGAUGUAAUUACUACACAACUCUUGGAGCAGGAACCACACAGAUCAGCCUUAUAUUACUGGUAUCGAUGAUUGUUGUACAGUUUUUCAUCAGACACAGAUAAUAGAUAUCAAAUUACAUCAAUGUAAACAUUUAUUUAGAGAAAUACAUAUUUUUCAUUUGGACAUAUAAUCUGGUCAUUGCAUACAUGUGUAAAAAGGAGUAGGUCCGGUAAGGACCGAUUUUGGCUUCAAAUUUCAGGUUCAUCUGACGAAAGAUUUUGACCAUUUUUUAAACACUUAAGUGUCUAUUUCAUUUAAAUCAAUUAGUUGAUGUGAAAGAUUUUAACUGAUUUUGUCAUUCAAAACGACCCGAUUCAAGCUCAAAUAUGAAAAAUCUACCAAAUAUGCUGAAAAAUGUAACUUUUCAGAUGGUUUUCGUCAAAAAUGAAAGUGGCCGCAUCCGUGUUCAUCCUCAUUCUUUAUAUAUGUUAUGCAAUAUCAUAAAAUACAACUUACAUUUUAAUAUUAAGGAUGAACACGAAUGCAGCCACUUUCAUUUCACAAGAAAACCGUCUAAAAUUUAACUAAAAUGCUAGAAUUGUAAAGAUUUCAGUAAUUUAGCUUGACAUAAUGGUGCUAGUACCUGAUAUAUGCGCAUUGUAUUGUCAAAAACAGCCCAUAUUCAUGUAGCAGAAUCAUUCUACUGUACAAUAACUAACUAAAAGUUUACAUUUUAACAAUUUUGUAAAACUGCUAUAUUUUAGGGCCAAAAAGGGGUCUUACUGGACCUACUCCUUUGUUCCUGCAGAAAUUUUGAUCAGCUUAUUGGUUUCGUUCCAGGGAAUGUAAUUAAUCAUGAUUGUUUAAGCUCAUAUAGAUAUGUUGACAAUUGACCAAUACCAGCUCCUGGGGCCUCUUAUCAUAAAGAUAGCACACUACACUACUCAUGUUGAAUCUAUGUAAUUCAUUUCAAUCACUUUUCAAGUUCAACACCUUGCAAUGUGCUUAGCAAUUUAGAAAACUUUAAAAUGAAUUACAUGUAAUAAGAUUGAUAAAUAUGAAAAAAAAUAGAUUAUCAUAUGGACACUUUCUGAACAUCUGUAAUGCAGACUAAAUUAAGAGAAGUAAUUAUGAAUGUAAACCAGUAUCAAAAUGAAGUGCCAUAUGACACAAUAGUUAUUUUUAUUAUAAAUUUGGAUAUUAACAUAACAAAGCUUUCAAAAUAUUUGAUGAACCAAGUGUUUGAAUUGUUUGUAAAUAGUCUGUUCAUUACUGUAUAUUAUUUCACUUAAAAUUGUACAGGUUCACAGUUGUUUUAUUUUCCAUUAAAAAUUUUGCUGAUGAAUGUGCACAAAGACACAUUUUUACAAAUUAACAUUUUUUUUACAAAUCUUGAACAUAGUUAUAAGAAUUUUCAUGGAUUGUGUACUUCAUGCAAAUGAUUUUGUUUAAAAAAAAAUCUGAUUCAUUUGAAAAUGUAAGUUUAUAUUUGUAAAUUUGAUUAGGAAUACUUAAGGUGGUAUGGGAGUCUAAAAUAAGAAUGAUAGAAUUAGUUCAAACUUUGCCAAAACGUAGUAUCUAUUGAUAUAUAAUGAAAUAUAUAAUAAAAAAGAUAGGUCACCGGGCAUUUUUUAAA
Molecule: messenger RNA, 2032 nt
Organism: Mytilus trossulus (common blue mussel)
Lineage: Eukaryota; Metazoa; Mollusca; Bivalvia; Mytilida; Mytilidae
Exons: 4
Coding region: 90-518 (142 amino acids)
Source: RefSeq, a predicted model, not a curated record